AGCUUCGUCUCCAUUCAACUCUCGAUCCCGAUCGCUCUCGUGCGCGCACCAUCGACCCCUCUCUCCCCCGCCGCGCGCGGUGGCGCCGCCUCCCUCCUCCGCCGCUCCUAUCCCCAAUGGAUCUCUUGGAGAACCCCCUCAACCCUAACAAGCGCCUCAAAGAAGAAUUCGUGAGCAACCUAACAGGCUCUUCUUUGCUCGAGAUCGCCGCGCUCUCCACCAUCGUCCCUGUUUUGAUAGUGCUCAGGAAAUGGAGUAGCUUUAGCCGAGCAAAUGGUAGUUAUGUUUAUGCUGGAAAAGGCACAGCAAAGAAGGAUGAUGAUGUAACUUUGCAUCGUAAAGAUUGGUGGAGCUGCAUGGUUGCAUUGAUUGUGGAUUAUUUCUGCGUCAUUCUUCCGAUUCUUCUCAUUUUUACGGUUCUUUCAGAGUGGGCUUAUAUCUGUACAAUAGUUCUGAUACUUCUCUUGUCCUUUGCCAUUAUAGUUAACAGAUCUGGGUUUCAUUAUAAGGCAGGAUCACAACAUUCUUCUACUCUUCGAACAGUUAUUUCAUCUUACCGAGUAUCAGUGGUGGUAGUGACAUGCUUGUGCAUACUGGCUGUGGACUUCAAAAUCUACCCUCGACGCUAUGCCAAGACUGAAACUUAUGGUACUGGUUUGAUGGAUCUAGGAGUAGGCUCCUUUGUGGUGGCAAACGCAUUGGUAUCUCGACAAGCACGGAAUUUGAACUCAGUGAGGUGGAUGGAUGUGCUUCGAUCCGUAAGUCCGCUAGUAAUCCUGGGUUUUGGUCGGCUCAUUUUCACAACAGGUGUAGAUUAUCAGGUUCAUAUUGGCGAGUAUGGUGUUCAUUGGAACUUCUUUUUCACACUUGCGGCUGUUUCUAUCCUGACAUCCAUCAUAAGCAUCCGUCCCAAUUAUUGUGGAAUACUUGGUUUACUAAUUCUUACAGGGUAUCAGAUGAUCUUGGCACUUGGGUUAAGUGAAUACUUGAUCUCUAAUGAAAGGAAGGCUCAUAUCAUCAGCCAAAAUAAGGAAGGCCUUUUCAGUAUAUUUGGAUACUGGGGCAUGUAUCUAAUUGGUGUCUUUCUCGGAUAUCAGCUAUUCUUCGCAAAUUAUUCAUCAGCCAAGGAUGGAAAUAUGCAUUCAGCAAGAGUUAAAAUUUGGUUUCUUUCUGCAUUGUUCUGGUUGAUAACUGUCAUUCUCGACAAAUAUGUGGAAAGAGUUUCCCGACGGAUGUGCAACUUGGCCUACGUCACACUUGUUUUUGCUCAAAAUUUCCAGGUGUUAUCUAUUCUCACUCUAGCAGAUUUAUUUUCUGCUGAGAGGAACUUAGUUCUUGAAGACGCAUUUAAUCAAAACAUGCUUGGAUCAUUUCUUGUGGCGAAUGUCCUAACUGGUUUGGUAAACUUAUCGAUCGACACCCUUUCCACCUCUUCCAUGAUGGCAUUCGCUAUUUUGGCGGCGUAUUCUUUUACCUUAUCUGUUGUUGUUGGCCUCGCAUGGUUUUAUGGCCUCAAAGUGAAAUUUUGGUAAAAAUUGAACUUCUUUCAUAGUGUUUCCUGUGUUGUAAAAUAUUUUGCCUACUGAUUUUUUUUUUUUUGUUGGAACUGUGAUUCAUAUCCAAUAGAUUGCUGGCUCUUUUUUUUCUUUUUUUUCUUUUUUUUGAGAAGCUAAUCUUUGACAUUUGUACUUAAUGAAGCAGCAUUAAUGGUUUUUGGAAGGA
Messenger RNA from Ananas comosus (pineapple), 1722 nucleotides. RefSeq lists its product as uncharacterized. NCBI's taxonomy places the organism in Eukaryota, Viridiplantae, Streptophyta, Magnoliopsida, Poales, Bromeliaceae. Gene Ontology annotation, molecular function: glucosaminyl-phosphatidylinositol O-acyltransferase activity. Gene Ontology annotation, cellular component: membrane; endoplasmic reticulum. The record is from RefSeq and is a predicted model, not a curated record. The coding region runs from base 117 to 1532 and encodes 471 amino acids. The transcript is spliced from 16 exons. Gene Ontology annotation, biological process: protein localization to plasma membrane; GPI anchor biosynthetic process.